This is a messenger RNA of Monopterus albus (swamp eel), 1323 nucleotides long. It is a transcript of the gene cebpd, whose product is annotated as CCAAT enhancer binding protein delta. Lineage: Eukaryota; Metazoa; Chordata; Actinopteri; Synbranchiformes; Synbranchidae. Gene Ontology annotation, molecular function: RNA polymerase II cis-regulatory region sequence-specific DNA binding; DNA-binding transcription factor activity, RNA polymerase II-specific. Gene Ontology annotation, biological process: regulation of transcription by RNA polymerase II; DNA-templated transcription; regulation of cell differentiation. Bases 234 to 1103 code for a protein of 289 amino acids. The record is from RefSeq and is a predicted model, not a curated record. The transcript has a single exon.
GAAAGUACAGAUGUCUCAGACAGUGACAAGACACGUUGGAGCAUCCUCAAUGACAGGAGCCUGACAGUCCUAGCCCAGGGAAACACGCCAAAGAAAACUUUAAAAAGGAAGAAAGGCGUCUGCAAAGCAAACAACUGCAGGGUUUUUGUGCAGCAGAGAGCUGUCACAUCUGUGGGUUACGUUUUAACAACUUUAUUUCCUUCCUAAACCACGUGGACAAGUAACCAGGGUUCAUGUGUGACAUAUACAGCCUCGACUCUCGCUGCGCGUCUCCACGAUGCAACAUGAGUUGGGCAAUGGAGCCUGCUAACUUCUACGAGAACACCAAGCUAGGCAGCCUGCAGCAGGGGGUCUGCAAGAGCGACGGAGGGGGCGAAGAAGGCACCAUGGUGGAGCUGAGCACCGCCCCAUCCAUAUACGACGACGAGAGUGCCAUCGACUUCAGUCAGUACAUCGAGGCGAUGACAGCCGUGCCGAACCUGGAGCUGUGCAACGAUGAGCUCUUCCUCGACCUGUUUAAUACAGUGAAGCAGGAGAAGGCGGAUUUCUACAACCUUCAGAGCUCCGUCCUGCCAAGCAGCAUGCAGCAGUUGUCAGCCACCUACACAGUGGAGAGGAAGGCGGACAGCGCGCCGGGCAAGGGGGCGUUCAGCGCGCCCAUCAAGCAGGAGUCAGACUGGAGCGACAGCGACAUGUCCUCUUCCCUGCCUUCCCAGAUUGAAACCUGCGCCCAGACCUCCGUCAGCCUCCCCACGGGGCAGCCAACUCCCCCAACAACCCCGGAGCCUGCCUCCACUGUCAGCUCAGCCAAAUCCUCCCCGCGGAAGCACGGAAGGGAAAAGGGGAAGAAGGCGGUGGACAGAUUCAGCAUGGAGUACCGGCAGAGGCGAGAGAGGAAUAACAUUGCAGUGAGAAAAAGCAGGGACAAGGCCAAGAGGCGCAACAUGGAGAUGCAGCAGAAGCUGAUUGAACUGAGUGCUGAAAACGACAGGCUUCAUAAAACUAUCGAGCAGCUAACCAGAGAGCUCACUGGGCUCAGAGAUUUCUUCAAGCAGAUACCAAACUCCUCCUAUGCGGGAUGUACGAGUGCAGAGAGUCGGUGACAAAUGAACUGGUCCAGGAACUGAGCUUUUAUAAAACAUACCUCAAGAGACUUUGUAUUUUUACCAUCUGUACCAGAUGUAUUUUAAGCUUACCAUAAUGGCACUGGAAAAUAUGAUAUUGCUGCCAUAUUUUUGUGGGAUUUUCUCUGUAUUAAAUUAUUCUACCACUGCAUUUAUAUGGUGUUAUACCUGAUACGGUCCGUUUUAUAAUUCCAAACUU